AUGGACGUCGUAAAGGAGACCUUCUCCGCGCAGUUUGAGACCAUCAAACAGGCCAUUCUGUCAUGCGACUUCGUUGCCAUCGACACAGAACUCACGGGUCUCUCGGCCUCCAAAAAGGCGAGGAUUAACUCUUUGGACUCCGUGGAAGAGCGCUAUGGCAAGCUUCGGGAGAGCGCUUCCAAGUUCAUGACAAUACAAUGGGGGUUGUGCACGUUCACGAAGACCUCUGAGGGAGAAUAUGUGGCCCAGCCCUUCAACUUCUACGUCUUUCCCAAGCCUUUCCACCCCAACCUGGACUACACCUUUGUGUCGUCGCUCAUCUACCACGGCAUCCCGUGGCUGCGCAGAGAUGAAGAGGAGCGGAUCAGAAGUUCCCGACCCGCAGAGGCCGCGGGUGGCGCACCAAAAGAUGACGUGGCUCUGGGCGACAAGGACAAGGCCUUCAUCGACGCCAUCUGGUCCGCGCCUCUCUUUCCCCGCUUCCGGCGCAUCUCUGUGGGUCCACCGAGCAGGAUCGACGAGUGGCUGAAGACGGGAGAAAAGGAGCUCAGGCUGGCUCCUUGCAACAGCUUCCAGCGGCGCAUCACCUAUCAGGAAGUCGCCAAGAGGUACAACAACGCCAUCGAUGCGUCUGCGCAGAGCGACGAAGGGUCGCACCUGCGCUAUAUCGUCCUCAGUCGCUUGAGCGAUGAGGAGAGGAGUGCCAAGCGCCAGGAAAAGGCCCAGCAGGGCGAUGCGGAACUGGAGGCGGCGGUCGGAUUCAGGCGGGUCAUCGAUGUGCUGACUGAAGCCAAGAAGCCUGUCGUGGGCCACAACUUGCUGCUCGACCUGGUCCACACGCUCUCGUUCCUCCAGUUGCCACCGCCCACGAGCGACCAGUUCAAGAGCCAACUGCACUCCCUGUUCCCCACGAUUGUGGACACCAAGUUCGUGGUCAGCAGCUCGCCCGAGCUGGUGAGCCAGUGCGCGUCCACGGCGUUGGGCGAUACCCACGCGGCCUUCGAUGGUCCCCGCUUUCAGGACCGCCCCGCCAUUUCCUUUCCCGCUGGGUUCGGGGCCUACGCUGAAGAUAAGUCGCGCUUCCACGAGGCGGGCUUUGAUGCCCUGAUCACCGGUGUGGCUUAUCUGCGCAUGGCCUACCAUCUGGCCGAGGCGAGGACCGGGAGUGCGGAUGAUUUGCUGCCCACGGGUCCGCUGAUGGAGGAGUACCGCAACAAGCUGUUCCUCCUACGCUCGGACAUUCCCUACUACAACCUGGCCGGCCCUGACCCUACGCCGGACCGAGCCGGGGUGUUCUACGUCCACAACUUCAGCCCCUCGCUGCGCACGGGCGACAUUGUGCGCCACUUUGGCUCCUUUGGGCGGGUGUUCGUCAACUGGGUCGACGACACCUCCCUCUUUAUCACCCUCUCCGACAAGGCCCAGGCGCCUCACGUCAUGGCUCACUUCGACGGCGUCGAGACCAGGCCGCCGUUUGACGUGCUCGACAGUGCGGGCUAUCAGGCGUGGCGGCAUUCCCUCGAUGGCGCCCCCUCGAGCGUAGGUCUACGCUCACCAACGUCCCCGCUCCACCCCUACGCGCCGGGAUCCCUCUCGUCGCCCUACUCCCCGCGCCCUCCGGCUGCGUCGUCGUCGUCGGACGCUCGUUCCGCCACGACCGGCAAACGCAAGCGGGACGCCCCUGAGGAGCUGGAGGAGGGCGAGAUACGCGAGGAGGGCCUGCCCACCGCCACCGCCACCACCGAGGAGGAGGAGGAGGAGGAGCAACGCCAGGCCAAGCGCGGCCGCCACGAAAAGGAAGGCGACAACAACGGCCACCACCACCACGAGGAGGAGGAGGACGAGGAGGCCCGGCAGAAUGACGACCAGCCGGCGUCGUCGUGUCUCCUCCAGUAG
This is a messenger RNA of Acanthamoeba castellanii str. Neff, 1896 nucleotides long. Its product is annotated as RNA binding domain containing protein. Gene Ontology annotation, molecular function: metal ion binding; RNA binding; poly(A)-specific ribonuclease activity. Gene Ontology annotation, cellular component: cytoplasm; nucleus. The record is from RefSeq and is a predicted model, not a curated record. The transcript is spliced from 14 exons. Bases 1 to 1896 code for a protein of 631 amino acids. Gene Ontology annotation, biological process: nuclear-transcribed mRNA poly(A) tail shortening. Lineage: Eukaryota; Discosea; Longamoebia; Acanthamoebidae.